Messenger RNA from Fusarium vanettenii 77-13-4, 1995 nucleotides. RefSeq lists its product as uncharacterized. The coding region runs from base 313 to 1818 and encodes 501 amino acids. Gene Ontology annotation, cellular component: endoplasmic reticulum membrane. NCBI's taxonomy places the organism in Eukaryota, Fungi, Ascomycota, Sordariomycetes, Hypocreales, Nectriaceae. The transcript is spliced from 4 exons. The record is from RefSeq and is a predicted model, not a curated record. Gene Ontology annotation, biological process: triglyceride biosynthetic process. Gene Ontology annotation, molecular function: diacylglycerol O-acyltransferase activity.
CGGCUCGAUAUUGUCAUCCGAUUCUCGACAUUCCUUACUCUAAUAACCUCAUAUUGCCUUGCUUGCCCCCCAGCGUCACCCUUUGCUGACGUGCUCCCUUGUGCAGCUCUGGCUGGUUCACCCACUGGAACCGUGGCGUCAGAUCUCCUAUCAACCUUGCAACAGUCGCCGCCACCCAUAUAACUUUGCGUCGACGAGCUCGAGCUCAUCAUUUUUGUCCCGGUUAUCAACGAAGCGCUCUCUGUCCCUGAUUCCUCUCUUGCGACCUCACGUCUCUCGACCAGUCCGCCGUCGCGGCAUAACUCAUUGACGAUGAAUUCGGCCACAGCGACGAGCGUAGAAACAUCCAAUGGCUCGGCUCCGAGCUCAGUCUCCCGGCGCAGCGGCCACGACGUCACUCAGCGCGAACCGCAGAACCGCACCAACGGAGGGGCCACUACCGGGUCUCCCAAGAAGGCUGGACAGAAGUACAGACAUGUUGUUGCUGUGCACUCCAAGACGAGGCCUUCGUGUCUGAGCUACGAUUCCGAUGCGACACCCAGCUUCCUCGGCUUCCGCAACUUGAUGGUGAUCGUGUUGGAGGUCUAUCUUGGUGGUGAACGUGCCGCUGACAUGAUCAAUUACCGACAAGAUGUCUUCAUGGGACUCCUCCUCUACUUCUUGAUCCCAUGCCAUCUCCUCGCCGCCUAUCUAAUUGAGCUGGCUGCCGCCCAGCAGGCUCGAGGAUCCAUUAAGCAUGUUAAAGAAGGCCCUGCUGGUGGUCCCUCGGAACAGGAGCGCAAGAAGUUCCACAAGACCUGGGUCAUGGUGGCAUGGGCUCAUGCUGUCAAUAUCACCCUUGCUCUCGUCCUCACCACCUGGGUUGUCUACUUCAAGAUUCACCACCCCUUGAUUGGUACACUGACCGAGAUGCACGCCGUUAUCGUCUGGCUCAAGACGGCUUCGUAUGCUUUUACCAACCGUGACUUGCGACACGCCUACCUGCACCCUGUGGAGGGCGAGCGCGAGCUGGUCCCCGAGCUGUACGAACAAUGCCCAUACCCUAAGAACAUUACAGUGGGCAAUCUGAUCUACUUCUGGUGGGCGCCUACUCUCGUCUAUCAGCCUGUCUAUCCUCGCACGGACAAGAUCAGAUGGGUAUUCGUGGCCAAGCGACUUGGAGAGAUCUUCUGUCUCAGUGUCUUCAUCUGGGUUGCCAGCGCUCAGUACGCCGCACCUGUUCUUCAGAACUCGCUUGACAAGAUCGCAUCUCUCGACAUCAUGUCUAUCCUUGAGCGGUUGAUGAAACUGUCAACAAUCUCCCUCGUUAUCUGGCUGGCUGGCUUUUUCGCCCUCUUCCAGUCCUUCCUGAAUGCCCUCGCCGAGAUCCUGAGGUUCGGCGAUAGGUCGUUCUAUGAUGACUGGUGGAACAGUGAGAGUCUUGGAGCCUACUGGCGAACAUGGAACAAGCCUGUCUACACGUAUUUCAAGCGUCACGUCUACAUGCCUAUGAUUGGACGUGGUUGGAGCCCGCAGGCAGCCAGCUUUUCCGUCUUCUUUGUCUCUGCAGUUUUGCAUGAGAUCCUUGUUGGUGUUCCUACUCAUAACAUCAUCGGUGUUGCAUUCAUGGGCAUGUUCCUCCAGCUUCCGCUCAUUGCCCUUACCAAGCCUCUCGAAAAGAUGAAGCUCGGUCACACUGGAAGGGUGAUUGGAAACAUCACCUUUUGGGUAUCAUUUACUAUGUUUGGACAGCCUUUUGCGGCUUUGAUGUACUUUUACGCAUGGCAAGCAAAGUACGGAAGUGUGAGCAAACAAAUGUCGCCAGCAGCGGCCAGAUAGGAGUGUUUUACUGGGUUGGGGCGUAAACCUCAUUUUACUGAUGUUGUGUUAAGAGUCCUGGAGUUGAGCUAUACAGAUGAUUAAUCGAUUUCGCAUCAACAUGCAAUUCAUCAUGUAUCUACCUCCUUGCCAGACCCUGAUUAGAUCCUGCCUAUUAUACAUUCUCCAUAUGCAGCU